CGUCAUGAUAUGAUUAAGUCAAGUUGCCAUUUGCAACUAAUUUUACCAUGGGAUAUUUAAAUUGCUCUCUCCUCUCCCUUACAACUCAAAGUUUCGAAGUUAAAGUCACUUAAAGGAUUCGAUUAACAUUACCAAUUUCAACUGCGUUUAAAAAUUUUAUUUAUGCACGUAUUCAUAUCUAUGAAAUGGACAUAAACUAUGAUAUAAUUUAUAGAAUGUUAUUAACAGCAAACGUAGUCACCUCAACAGAAUAGGCGCAAUUUUAAGUUUGGUACCAGUAUUAGAAGCACUUUAUAUUAUUGUAAUAAACUCCCUAUGAGAAGUUCUCUGUUAAUUCUACACGAUCAACUUCCCGCCCUUAAUGAUAAAUCAAGACGUGUAGUAGAAGAUGUUUUAUUCGACUCUAUAUCAAACUUUACUUCUGAGCAAGAUGGACUGACAAAUACCAAAGAAGAUCCAGAAUUAAGUGCGGAUCUCUACAGCCAUCUCGCAAAAUAUUAUGAUAAGGUUGGUGAAAAACAUGCUAUGGAUCUUUCACAAGCUCGUAAAAAAUGGUACGAACUUAGAAAUUUAGCCGCUCCUGUAUAUAGAGGCGCAAUCGUAGAAAUCGACCAGCAAUUAUCAACUUUUCUUGGAAAUCAAACCAAGAAAAGAUUAUCAAUUGAAAAAUCCUUACCUCCCGCUACUAGAGGAAGAUCUUUAACUCCCAUAGUAGAAAUUCGUCCUGUGGAAAUCCGCGAUAAUCUAAAAUCUUCGGAUCCUGACAGUCCAGACGGGUUUACUAUUAUUCCGAGAGAAAAUGAAAAUAAUUGGCACAGUUAAUACAAAAGAAUUCUCAACUUUUAAUAAGUUGCUACUGGUGGGCUAUUCCAUUUAGUCCUAAUGCAUGAAUGUCUUCUCCAACUUCUCAUGAAGAUCUCAUUAAUCUAGA
Messenger RNA from Rhizophagus irregularis DAOM 181602=DAOM 197198, 931 nucleotides. The record is from RefSeq and is a predicted model, not a curated record. NCBI's taxonomy places the organism in Eukaryota, Fungi, Glomeromycota, Glomeromycetes, Glomerales, Glomeraceae.